Messenger RNA from Sinocyclocheilus anshuiensis, 3678 nucleotides. It is a transcript of the gene spire1a, whose product is annotated as spire-type actin nucleation factor 1a. The transcript is spliced from 20 exons. Lineage: Eukaryota; Metazoa; Chordata; Actinopteri; Cypriniformes; Cyprinidae. Gene Ontology annotation, molecular function: microtubule binding; actin binding. The record is from RefSeq and is a predicted model, not a curated record. Gene Ontology annotation, cellular component: cell cortex; cytoplasmic vesicle membrane. Gene Ontology annotation, biological process: Golgi vesicle transport; actin filament network formation; intracellular transport. Bases 151 to 2493 code for a protein of 780 amino acids.
CAGCGCGAGCUCAGAAGUAGCGUCACAGACAGUAGAGGAGGACACGCGCGCGCUGCCUCUAGAUGACAGACCUAACGUAAACAUACAUUUCCUGCCUCUUUAUCACCCUAACACAGUCUCUCCUGCUCACGGGAAGCCUGGAGAAGAAGAAUGACUGACGAAGGAAUGCUAAUCUCACCGUCGGCUCUCCAGGAUCCCGGGGAUGGAGCGAAACCUGAAGACAUCAGUAUGGAUUGUACGGACGGGGAAGAUGAAUUGUGUUUGGAAGAGAUUUUAACACUGUACAGUCAGCCGAUCAAUGAGGAGCAAGCCUGGGCCGUGUGUUAUCAGUGUUGCAGGUGGUUAACUCAAAAACAGAGACGGAAAGAGACAGGUGGGCGUCCACCUGGACGGAUUGCGGGGCCUGGAGAUGUGAGGAUCCGGAAGGACGGGACUGUGAAAUUAUAUCAACAGAGCAGUCCAGAUAAACACAUCCCGCCCAGUACAUCAAUAGAGAUCAUAGAGUCUCUGGGUAUAAUGAUCUACAAGGCUUUGGAUUACGGCCUGAAGGAGCAUGAGGAGAGAGAGCUCAGCCCUCCUCUAGAGCAGCUCAUCGACCUCAUGACCAACAUGGCAGACACAGAAACAGACUGUCCUGAUGAGGGAUAUGAGGCAACAGAGGAAGAGGAUGAGGGAGAUGAAGAACUCACAGAAGUCUCCAACAUCCGUGGCUACCGUGACAUCAUUUCCCUGUGCACGUCUCACCUUCCCAGCCCAUCAGAUGCUCCCAACCACUACCAGGCCGUAUGUCGAGCCCUGUAUGCAGAGACCAAGGAGCUACGCACCUUCCUAGAGAAGAUCAAGAGUGCCAAAGAGAAUUUGCGGAAGAUGGAAGGAGAAACAGAGGAGCCUGUCAGAGACCUGAAUGAGCUGCAGAAUGCUGACUGGGCACGGUUUUGGGUGCAGGUGAUGAGGGACCUGAGACACGGUGUGAAGCUGAAGAAGGUCCAGGAGCGUCAGUAUAACCUUCUACCCAUCGAGUUCCAGCUCACGCCUUAUGAGAUGCUCAUGGAUGACAUCCGCUCCAAACGCUACAAACUUCGCAAAGUCAUGGUCAAUGGUAACAUUCCUCCGCGGUUAAAGAAGAGUGCUCACGAGAUCAUAUUGGAGUUCAUUCGCUCCAGACCUCCACUGAAUCCUGUUUCUGCUCGUAAGCUAAAGCCUCAUCCAACAAGACCUCCCAGUCUUCAUGAACGUAUCCUGGAAGGGAUCCGGUCGGAGAGAAAGCUCAGGCCCGUCUCACCUGAUAUGAUCCGUAGGAGUCGACUCGUAAUGCGCCCACUUAGCAUGUCUGUCAGUUUUGACUCAUCAGGUGCAGGCAAAAGUAUGAGCACCCCACAGGACUUGUUCCGAAGCUCAGACAUCCCUGACGGACACCGAAAGUUGGCCGUCAGCACACUGUCCCUGGCCAAUGGCACGUCGCCAGCUCGGAGCCCCGUAAAUGGUGUAGCCGGAGGUCAGCCGCUGUCCCAGAGAAAGAGGUUGCUCAAAGCGCCUACGCUGGCUGAGCUUGAUAGCUCCGACUCGGAUGAGGAACAAAACACUCGGACGUCUGACAGCAGCUCCAGCGUAUCCGCCUCUCUGGUUGAGGACACGUCUCCAGAGUCCGUCAUGGCCAAAAAAACUCCUCCGCAGUUCCUGCCCAUAUCUUCCACCCCUCAACCUGACAAACGCAUCGCUCCACAGAGGAGGCACUCCAUAGAGAAAGAAGAUCCCACCAGCGUACGGCCUUUUCUGCCUCCGUCUCGCCAGAACUCCAAAUCUCUGUUCUCUUCGGACAACAAGGCUCACGCACUAGGCAGCGGUCGUGCGGAGGAGUUCUGCUACCCCGUCGAGUGCCUGACUUUGACCGUAGAGGAGGUGAUGCAUAUCAGACAGGUUCUUGUUAAAGCAGAGCUGGAGAAGUUCCAACAGUAUAAAGAUGUCUAUAAUGCGCUAAAGAAAGGAAAGCUUUGCUUCUCAUGUCGGACGAAGAAGUUCUCGCUCUUCACCUGGUCCUACACGUGCCAGUUCUGUAAGAGGCCUGUUUGUUCACAGUGCUGUAAGAAGAUGAAGUUGCCCUCCAAGCCCCAUGCCAGCCUGCCCAUCUCCUCUCUGGGCCCCAGCAUCCUGCCCAAAAAGGAGUCUGCAGUGUCAGCCGCGACAGAGAAGCCCUCCUCCACAUCCAGCCACAAGCGUCACAGCCUUCAGCGCACAAUGUCCAGAUCAUCAAAGCACGCUGAGCGCUCGUCCUCCAAAGACGAGCUGGAGCUGCCGGAGCAGUUCACAGAGGACUGGAGCAGCAUGGAGGUCUGCGUGGACUGCAAGAAGUUCAUCAAUGACAUAAUCAGCAACAGCAGGCGCAACCUGACCACCAAACGUGCCCGGCUGCACCGCAGGACCCACUCUGUCUACAUGUCCAACACCAGCUCUUCCAACUACAAACCCUCAGAACGGACUAUCAAAGAGGUUUAGGAUGUUACAUACUGUAUGAAAAAUACGCCCACUUUUGUUAGCUUUGUAACGUUCCUUCAAUAUCACUUCUUUUCCAUUUAAAAAGUGCCAGAGGUGAAGGAAUAAAGCCAUCCCUCUUCCAGCAUGAGUCCUUAAGCACCAGCCUUCUCAGGAAAAGGUUUCUUCUGUGAUUAAAGCUUUGGAAUGUAGUUUAACACACUUUAAAUUGACUUUGACCAGCUUUUCUCAAAUGAACACACAUUUGAAUGAAAUGACAGUGUGAAAAAAGAUAUUGCAAGGCUGCUUUGAUCACUGAAAGACACAAGGCCUGAAUGUAAAUUUUUCAAUGGAGCUCAAUUGUAUGUGAAUAGUUGCUGAAUGCUCAGCCUAAAUGUAAAUAGGCAUCCAAACUGACUUAUUUUCCCCUUUUAGGAAGUACUAGUCGAUUGCUGAAAGACCAAGAGACUGUAGAUUUAUUCAGCCUCCGCAACAAUUCAAGAUCAAGUCUUACCAAAUGUUUUUCUUAUUGUUUGUUAAAAUUGCUGCUGUGAUUGUGACAUGGUCCAAACGAAUGCCGCUUUAGAUAAUUACAGAAAGUACUUACAGAUAAAUAUAUUUUUCCUGUCUGAUGGCAGUGUUUUUGAGAUUUUAGUCAAAGAUGAGGGUCAAGAAGUGUUUUUUAAGAGCUGAUGCUGAAAGCUGUAGUGUUUCUUAAAGGAGUGAUCGGCUGUGCCAAACAAAUCUCCACUAUCUGAGCAAUAUGUGUCUUGGACCUGAUGUACAUAGUCAAUAACAUUUACCGGAGAUGGUGACGGCCCAAAGGGGGAAGCCAGUUCUCUCUUUUAUAUAGGAAGUGACUUUUGUAGGAUAUGUUUAUGUACAUGCUGUAUAUCCGAAUCUCAUCUGAUCCACUUAUCUAUUAAAAUAGGCUCUAUUGUUCUAAAGUUAUGAUUUAUAUUAUUAAUAAUGAUUAUUUUAUUUUUCAGUGUCAAAUGUUGCUUUCUUUUCAUGUUCACUCAACAACUACAAAUAUUUUGUUAUUUUUCAGCUGCACAUUUAUUUUGACGUCUUAAAACUUUGUAAAUUAAUUUAUAAUAUAUUAUUAAUUACUGUUCUGUGCAAUGAAACACCCCAGGAGACUUUAAAUAUGAAGGUACUGAAGUCAUGUCAGGGUUUUUGGAAGGAUUGUUUCUGUUUGUCCUUAAA